Molecule: messenger RNA, 1400 nt
Organism: Ciona intestinalis (vase tunicate)
Lineage: Eukaryota; Metazoa; Chordata; Ascidiacea; Phlebobranchia; Cionidae
Source: RefSeq, a predicted model, not a curated record
UGAUGACGUCAGUGAUUACGUCAAAUUCAAAGCAAACAUGGUAAAGCUACGAAGGUUUUCUAGACUCUGGUGAUGCCAUUACACACAAGGAAUUAAUAUAAGUUUAUCAGCAGCGUUAGAUGAUAGUGAUUUGAAUGGAAGCAAGCACGCAAGCUACUGUUCUGUAUCAUGGGUUUAUAUCAACGUACAAAGAUCUAACAGUGUACGUUGCUUGCGUGUGUUCUAUUCUUGGCGUGGUCCUGCUUCUCUCGAUCGUUUUUUUCGCGCUGGAAAAAUUUGGAUUUCUAAACCGCAAACGAAACCGAAAUAGGAAGUCUUACAAUGGGGGAACUACCGCGAAUCCUUUCCAUGACGUCACCAAUACUCAUUAUGACGCAUCAAUGUCAUCUAUGACUCAUAACCCGUAUACCUCAAGCGGCAGUUUCAUAAAACAGAAUUCAAACGCUAUCUCGAGUAAUUUAUACGCAGAGGCGUAUAGCAGCACACGAAACGUAGGUGCAGCACGUCACGGGAAACCUAAAACGAGGGCGAAGUAUGUGGAUGACGUCAUCACAGCAGAGACUACGGGUUCCACUGAAGGUAAUGGGGCGCCCCAUUUGUCCCAAGGCGGUAUAGCUGUUGCAUACGAAAGACCCAUUCCUGUAAAAAAGAAAAAGGUUUUACCCUCGUUGUUUGUUCCUUAUAAAAGGAAUAAGAAACAGAACAGAACCCAAGAAGAAACAAGAUCCAAUAAGAAGGUGGCGAUGCCAACAGAACAACAUAAUCAAAUAGAAGACCAGAACCAACUUUCGUUUACGGCGGUUGCAGUGGAUCGUUUUGAUCCACUAGCGGCGCUAAAGGAAGCAGAGAAACAGAGAGAAGAGGAAGAGAGAAACAAAAAGAAGAGGAUAGUGUCUUUGAAAGAUGAGAUUGUUCCAAAAGUUAAAAAAGUUGAUAAAUCAUUUGUUAUCGGAUACGAGAACCCGAAGGUGGCAGCAAAGCAAAGAAGAGAGAGAGAACGAUUAGAAGAAGAAAAAAUAAAAUUAGAGCAGGAGAGAAAGAAGAAAAGAAGGGUGAUUUCUUACACAAGCGAUGACUAAACUGAACAAAAAUACAAAGAUAGAUGACGUGACGUUUCGAUCAGCUGAUGCGAUAUACCACAACAAGUACAGACAAACGUUUGUGCUGUUUCAAAGGAUUUUCUGCCUCACUUCGUUAAAUUCAAUACUUCGUGUAUGUCAGUCAAAAUGACGUCAUGAGAUUUGAAUAAGUUUACUUAUUGGAUCGUAUUACUGUAGCAUAUGUGUGCCUAUUCUGUCACUAUACAACCCUUACUUAGCAACUGAUCAAUGUGUUUACGUAUUGCGAGCCCAGUUCAAAAUAUGAAUCAAUUAUUAACCGAAUAUAAACAAAACGAGUUG